AUGCGCUCCCAGACCCCCGGCAGCUUCUGGCCCGUUUUGGUUAUGGAGACUCCCAACUUUACGCACGGAUCCGCGCCCGUCAACGCGUCGCUGCGCCAGCAGCGGUCAGGAAACUCGACUGAAAUCGCGCUGCCGAUCUUCAUGUUCGCCGGCGGAGCCAUCGGGAACCUGAUCGCCAUCCUGGUGCUCUCCGUGUCCCGGCAGGAGAAGAAGUCGUCCGCGUUCUUCUCGCUGGUGCGCGGCCUGGCGGUGACGGACCUGCUGGGCACCUGCAUGGCCAGCCCGCUCACCAUCGCCAACUACCUGGACCACCAGGUGCUGCUGGACCCCAAAGUCUGCGAGUUUGACUCCUUCCUGCUGCUGUUCUUCGGCCUGACCGGACUCAGCAUCAUCGGCGCCAUGGCGGCGGAGCGGUACCUGGCCAUCUGCUGGCCCUACCGGUACCAGCGCUGGGGGGUGAACCGCCGCUCGGCGCAGAAGUUCCUGUUCUUCAUCUACAUCAGCCAUAUUCUCUUCUGCUGCCUCCCCAUGAUGGGGGCGUCCAGGAGCGAGCUGCAGCCGCCCGGCACCUGGUGCUUCAUCGACUGGAAGACCUCGGAGCCGCUGGCCGCCACCUACUCCGUGCUGUACGGGGCCGUGAGCCUGAUGUUGAUCCUCGGAACCAUCGUGCUGAACCUGGCGGUGUGCGGGACGCUGCUGCUGAUGCGCCGCAGAACCGCGCACCGGCCCGCAACCAGAGCCAGCGUCAAGCAGAGGUGGAGGGCGCUGUCCUCGGCCGCGGAGACGCAGAUGAUGGCGGUGCUGCUGAUGACGUCCGCGGUGGUUCUGGCCUGUUCGGCCCCGCUGGUGGUCCGUAUUUUCGCCAACCGUUUCCAGAGCGACCAGAAGGCGGACCUGCGGGCGAUCCGGAUCGCCUCCCUGAAUCCCAUCCUGGAUCCCUGGAUCUACAUCCUGCUGCGGCGUUCCCUGUUCCGCCGUCUGCUCCGCCGGACCGGGCGGUGCGACAGCCCCGCCAGCGCCUCCCUGCCGUCGCCUCACAGCGACCCCCCGCUGUGCCCCGAGUUCUCCAGGGAGAACCACGUGUUCGCUCAGCUGAUGUGCAACGCCAACAUCAUCACGCAGCUGCCCGCCUCCGUGCGGUUCCCGGCCUUCAGCUCCGACUUCCUGUGCCAGACUUGAAGUUCACUGAUGAUGAACCUGCAGGGAGGCAGAGAGAAACUGCACAAAUCUCAAUGGCAACAGGCCUGGCAGAUAUUAUUUAUUAGCUGAAACAUGAGCACAAAACUGAGCCUUUACUCUGUACCUGUCUGUUUGUUUGUGUUGAGUCAUUUGUUCCUGUUAAAAUAGGACCAAGUUUUCUUUAAUCCAGUUUCUACUGUAAAUAUCUUGAAAAAAAAAAACAAACUUUUCAGCAAGAAAUGGUAG
Molecule: messenger RNA, 1425 nt
Organism: Poeciliopsis prolifica (blackstripe livebearer)
Lineage: Eukaryota; Metazoa; Chordata; Actinopteri; Cyprinodontiformes; Poeciliidae
Product: prostaglandin E2 receptor EP4 subtype-like
Exons: 2
Coding region: 1-1179 (392 amino acids)
Biological process (GO): cellular response to prostaglandin E stimulus; positive regulation of cytosolic calcium ion concentration; inflammatory response
Cellular component (GO): plasma membrane
Molecular function (GO): prostaglandin E receptor activity
Source: RefSeq, a predicted model, not a curated record